AGCCGUCUGCGGUUUACUCUCAACGCCGCGUGCGGGCCGCCCAUCGACAGCCCCUCGAAGCCGCUGCGGCUGCAGGUGCGGUGCCAGCGGACUGAGGCGCAGGGUCUGCAGGCGGCUUCACCGUGGGGGCCCGCGGCGCGGCCGGGCCCAGCACCGCCCGCACUUCCUCCUGCGACGCGCAGGCUUCCCCCUGCUGCGGCUGCGCGGCUUUGUCCUUUUCGCCCGCAGCGCCAGCUUCGCCCGUCAACUGCUGCGCACCUUGCGGCCCUGCUGCGCCUCCGGUCGCUUCCUGCGGCUGUAGGCCUUUUCCAACUUAUGGCGUCCCUUUCAGUUGCGCUCCCCCGGCGCCUUCUUGAGAGCCCCCUCGAGGCGCAUCCUCGUCCUCUUCAGCUGCGCCUCCAAUGGACGGUUGCAUGGUGCAAGUGUGCAACACGCCAUGUGCCUCGUCGCCCGAAACAGUAG
Trypanosoma conorhini is the source of this 462-nucleotide messenger RNA. RefSeq lists its product as uncharacterized. The annotation marks the transcript as partial. The transcript has a single exon. The record is from RefSeq and is a predicted model, not a curated record. Lineage: Eukaryota; Euglenozoa; Kinetoplastea; Trypanosomatida; Trypanosomatidae.